AUGGAUCUUGAAAAAGCGGGGGUCCAAAGGAAAUUGCAACUACAAGAAUUGGAAGAGAUUAGAAAUGAGGCAUACGAGAAUGCCACGAUCUACAAGGAAAAGAGUAAAAUCUUCCAUGAUCAGCAAGUCUCAAGGAAAUCUUUUGUAGUGGGGCAAAAAGUCCUCUUGUAUUACUCGAGACUUAAACUUUUUCCCGUGGAGAUCCAAAGUUUAAAGACAGAGAAGAAGUUCGUAGUGAAUGGCCAUCAUCUCAAACUUUAUUAUGAAGAAUUCUCUGUUGAAGAAGUAGAAGUUGUACACCUCCAGUAUCCAAUUUAUCUCGCUUGA
Messenger RNA from Coffea arabica (coffee), 327 nucleotides. RefSeq lists its product as uncharacterized. NCBI's taxonomy places the organism in Eukaryota, Viridiplantae, Streptophyta, Magnoliopsida, Gentianales, Rubiaceae. The record is from RefSeq and is a predicted model, not a curated record.